AUCAUUCUGUGUUACUACUAGUCUCUCCAAUAUCAAUAUAUAAACAAAUAAAAACUAUACAUUAUAACAAACACAAAGCACGAUACCCCCAAAUCUCAAAAACUUCUCUGCUUCUUUUCGUUUCUCUUCUCUUCUACUUUUACUCCACGUUUGCAAAUCCUCUGCACCUAUACACACAUUUAUUUCGAUCUUUUAUUCUCUUGUUCCUUCCAAUAAACUCGUCGACUUUACCUUAUUAACACAUAUUAAACGAGACCAAAGCUCUCUGUGGAACUCAACUCAUUCUAGUACAUCAUCAUCAAUGGAGAAGGAAGACUUGUACGCUAUUAUGGAUUUGAACAACGAAUGUUCACAAGGAGAUCUCAAACUUUCUUACAAGAACCUUGCUCUGGUUUCUUACAAAUAUUUUCUCUUUUCUUUUUCUUUUUGAAAUGGCAUCCAGAUCGGUUCAGUGAAGAAAUUGAGAAAGACGAAGCCAAUACGAAAUUUCAGUCCAUUCAACGAGCCUAUUCUGUUUUGUCGGAUUCGAACAAGAGGAUGUUGUAUGACAUCGGAGCUUACGACAGUGAUGACGACGAAACUGGAAUGGCUGAUUUCAUAGAUGAAAUGGUGACUCUGAUGGCUCAAACUACAUCUACGGGAGAUGAAACAUUAGAAGAAUUUGAAAAGUUGUUUCAAGAACUGUUGAUGGAUGAUGUGAAUCAAUUCAAAACUCCUCCGUCAUCUUCAUUUCAAUAUGUACCAUUCAGUUGCAUGUCUGCUUCGGUGUAUGGAGAUGAUUCGUCGAAUGAUGAUAUACCGAACAAAGCUAAAGUUGACAGUUACUGCUGUAUAAGUUCUGGUGAGGUGAGUGGUCCAUCGACGAGUUCUCGGGUUGGCAAUAGAAGAUCUAAGAAGUAGCUAGAGUUUACAUAUUCCUUUUUCUCUUUUAGAUUGUCGCAUAAAUUUAUUUUUCAUCCAUUGCAGUACUGUAAAAUAUGCUACGUAAUUUUCUUUUUAUAUAUAUAUACAAUUUGUUUGAACUUGUA
Raphanus sativus (radish) is the source of this 1028-nucleotide messenger RNA. RefSeq lists its product as uncharacterized. The record is from RefSeq and is a predicted model, not a curated record. The transcript has 6 exons. Bases 346 to 900 code for a protein of 184 amino acids. Lineage: Eukaryota; Viridiplantae; Streptophyta; Magnoliopsida; Brassicales; Brassicaceae.